Molecule: messenger RNA, 3656 nt
Organism: Pangasianodon hypophthalmus (striped catfish)
Lineage: Eukaryota; Metazoa; Chordata; Actinopteri; Siluriformes; Pangasiidae
Gene: prrx1a
Product: paired related homeobox 1a
Exons: 4
Coding region: 513-1226 (237 amino acids)
Biological process (GO): regulation of DNA-templated transcription
Molecular function (GO): DNA-binding transcription factor activity, RNA polymerase II-specific; DNA binding
Source: RefSeq, a predicted model, not a curated record
GAAAACACGACUUUGCCACGUAAUUAGGGCGCUCCUCAUCCGUCUGUCCGUCAAAGCCGCGACUCAUUUAUUCUCCAGCAGCCGAGCAGAGCGGACUGAGAGAGAGAGAGAGAGAGAGAGAGAGAGAGAGUGUUGUGUAGCGUGUGUGGCGUGUGGUGUGUGUGUGGGAAGAAGAGAACGUGGAGCUCAUCAUCAUCAUCAUCAUCAUCAUCAGAGCUCGUGCUCACUCUCGGAGACGCGCAAAACUUUGUGACAGAUGCUGAAGAGCCCGGAGCGCGAGCGCGCGCCCUGACCUGGAGAAGUGCGUUACUCUAUCUGGAGUUGUCCCGGAAAGAGAGAAACGGAUUCAUGACUAGGUUUCGGAUCUGACAGAAGACAGAAGACACGGCAGAGAGAUAAAGCUCUGUCCUGAAUUGAUUCUCAGCUCCUGAGUGAAAUCCAUGUUUGCUGCGGCGCGCUCUCGGAGGCUGUGCGCGCGCCACUUCCGCUCCCUCACCGCCGCAGCUUGAGUCAUGACUUCUGGUUAUACAGCGCAUGUAAUGGACAGAGCGAUCACUGCGGCCAACCUGGACCAUUUACACGCCAAGAAGAACUUCUCCGUGAGCCACCUGCUGGACCUGGAGGACGCGCGGGAGAUGGCCGGAGCUCAGGCCGAGGAGAGCAGCGCGGAGGCGGGCACAGGAAGCCUGGAGUCUCCGGGGCUCACCAGCGGCAGCGACACGGCGCAGCAAGACAAUGAGCAGCUGAACUCAGAGGAGAAGAAGAAGCGGAAGCAGAGGAGAAACAGGACCACGUUUAACAGCAGUCAGCUGCAGGCACUGGAGCGGGUGUUUGAGAGGACGCAUUACCCGGACGCCUUCGUCAGGGAGGAUCUGGCGCGCAGGGUUAAUCUCACCGAGGCUCGUGUGCAGGUGUGGUUUCAGAACAGAAGGGCUAAGUUCCGGCGUAACGAGCGCGCACUGCUGGCGAGUAAAAACGCCUCACUGCUCAAAUCCUACUCCGGAGACGUGACAUCGGUGGAGCAGCCGAUCGUACCACGGCCAGCUCCGAGGCCGAGCGAUUACCUAUCCUGGGGAAGCUCACCUCCGUACAGCGCCAUGGCCUCCUACUCGCCAUCAUGUGCCAACAACAACACAGCGCAGGGCGUGAACAUGGCCAACAGCAUCGCCAACCUGAGACUGAAGGCCAAGGAGUACAGCAUGAACCAGGUGCCGACCGUCAACUGAGAGAGGAAAAGAACUACAAACGCGGGCGACGUGUGGCACCGAGCUGCCAUGAUCCCCAACAAAGCCCUUUCACACAAACGUUUUCUCUGUGUGGACUCGAAGGCUCGGAAGAAAAACAUGUGUAAAGAAAACUUCUAAAGCAGUGAUUGACGUCAACGGUGGUCAUAUUUUUGGCAGAGUGGGGAAAAUUCGUCUCAACUCAACUCUGGAAAAACGUGAAAUGGAAAGUGUGUGUUUUCACGUUUGCCACGGCUACACGGGCGUUGCUCCUCGAGUAGGAGAUUUACUCGAGAGUUCUGGAGACUGAAGCAGCUCCACGGAUGAACUUUUUGGAAUGUAGCAGUGCAAAUCCCGUGAACGUUCAGGGAGCCUUCAGGACUUUUCCUUGAUUUCUCCUGGGACGUAAUCAAGACCACAGACUUUUUUUUUUUUUAGGAAAAAUGUACCUUUGUAAUGAAUAUACUAAGAUUUUGCCUUUGGGAUUAUGUGACUGACAUGCAUUUUAAAGCAUGUCAAAGCAUUCAUAGGUCUCCACACACACUCACACACACACACACACACACACACAUGCACACACAGCAUAACUACACAAACAGGAAGUACACAUAUUGUGUGUGUGUGUGUAUAUAUAUAUAUAUAUAUAUAUAUAUAUAUAUAUAUAUAUAUAUACAUACAUACACACACACACACACACACACACACACACACACACACACACACAACACCUUGCCAAUUUGUAUAAAUUUGUAUUAAAAAUAAAAAAUACUAGCCAUGGAAAGGUUGACCAGUUGACCAAUCAGAGGUCUUGUCUUUAUAUUUACCAUACAGCUGCACUGAUUUAAAACCACAUGUAAACAGCUGUUAUUAGUUGUCUGGAAAUCUGGGUGUGGCCUCUGUGCCUGUCAGUCCCAGUCAUAGGGAAGGAGGUGUGGCCUCUCUGCUUGUAAGUCUGAGAGCAGGCGUGGCUUCUAUGUAUGGAGUUCAAGCUCUGGUCUUUUCUUAUGAUGAAAAGAAAAUGGCAACUUCUUGCAUUACUUCUUUCUUAAGAUUCACCUUAUAAUUGGUUUUUGCGCUUCAGUUUUAUACUAGUCUUGACUUAAUGGGGCGGGGAAAGACGAGUGAGGCGUAGCCAGGAUGUCACGUACAUGCUAUAUGGUCAGCUUCAAUAUAUAUAUAUAUAUAUAUGUAAAACGUUUGUAACUCACUGAGGGUAUUAAAGACCUCAAUUUAACUCCAUAUAUGCGCCUGUCAGUGAAGGAGGCAACGCUUGUGUGCAUGCCAGUCUGACAGGAGGCAUGACCACUGUGACUGUCAGUCCAGUUAGAGGAGGCGUGGCCUGGGUACCUGUCAGUCUAAGAGUAGGUGUGACCUCUUUACAUGGAGUUCAAGCUCUGCUGUUUAUUGUCUUUUCAUCAUAAUCAAUCACAGAGAUUGCUGGAAAGACACAGCAUGCAACAUUUGCUUCUUUCCAAUAAUUCUUUUAUGAUACAAUUUUCUUUCAGUUUUUGCAUUACUUCUUUCAUGUUUUAUAAUUGUCAUUUGUUCGCUUCACUUUUGCUUUGUUUUAAUGAAAAGGACCAGGGAAAAAAUUGUGAUGUAAAACCACAGAGGAUGACACGUUAUGUACAUGAUCAGCGUUAAAAUAUUUCUAUCUAAAUACUGCAUCAAUACUGAGUGCUCAGUGUUUUAUAUUUUCUCUUUUUCAUAAACGUUAAAGAUCUUGAUUUGAUUUCUGUACCUGCGUGCUGCAGUGACGUAGCCGUCUCUCAGUCCAGGUGAAGGAGGCGUGGCCUGUGUGUCUGUCAGUCCCAGUCCAGGUGAAGGAGGCGUGGCCGCUGUGUCUGUCAAUCCCAGUCCAGGUGAAGGAGGCGGGGCCUCUGUGUCUGUCAGUCUCAGUCCAGGUGAAGGAGGCGUGGCCUGUGUGUCUGUCAGUCCCAGUCCAUGUGAAGGAGGCGGGGCCUGUGUGUCUGUCAGUCUCAGUCCCGGCGAAGGAGGCGUGGCCUGUGUGUCUGUCAGUCCCAGGGAAAGGAAGUGUGGGCUCUAUACCUCUUAGCGUUAGCCCCUUACCCACAGCUCAGUCAAUUAAAACUAAACAAAUAAAUCAUUUAUAUGUAUCUUUCAUACAUCCGAUCAUUGAUCACAUAUCAUAUCAUCUCAAAACUAAAGAUCUACAUCCCUAAUAUAAUACACUAAAUAGGCAGUUCCUCCUGAAUUAAUGUGGUACAAGAUGCUGUUGAAGCACAUACCAAUUAAAUACAGCUCAUGCAGUGUGUGUCUGUGUGUGUGUGUGUGUGUGUGUGUGUGUGUGUGUGUGUGUGUGUGUGGGUGUGAGGCCUUUACCUUUGCUUUUCUUUUUAAAUAUGGCUUGAGUAUAUCUGAUUCUGUAAUAUUCUUAUGCAAUAAAACAUCUGCAAGCAGCAUAAUAACAAA